Schizosaccharomyces cryophilus OY26 is the source of this 1237-nucleotide messenger RNA. RefSeq lists its product as uncharacterized. The coding region runs from base 30 to 1139 and encodes 369 amino acids. NCBI's taxonomy places the organism in Eukaryota, Fungi, Ascomycota, Schizosaccharomycetes, Schizosaccharomycetales, Schizosaccharomycetaceae. The record is from RefSeq and is a predicted model, not a curated record. Gene Ontology annotation, molecular function: ATP hydrolysis activity; GTPase activity. The transcript has 3 exons.
CACUUACCAAAUCCCUUUGAAGUUGAAGUAUGCCAGAAAUGAGUGAAAAAGUAAAGAAACCUUCCUCAAUUAUCGUUGUUGGAAUGGCAGGAUCAGGAAAAACAACCUUCCUGCAACAACUGAAUGCUCAUUUGCAUUCUAAAGAGAAGCCUCCAUAUAUUGUAAAUUUAGAUCCUGCUGUGAAGAACCUUCCUUAUGAAGCAAAUAUUGAUAUUCGCGACACAAUCAAUUAUAAAGAAGUUAUGAAACAAUAUAAUUUGGGUCCCAAUGGUGGUAUUAUGACGAGUUUGAAUUUAUUUGUUACCAAGUUUGAUCAAGUUUUGAACAUCUUAGAAAAACGUGCACCGACAGUUGAUCAUAUCUUAGUUGAUACUCCUGGACAAAUUGAAAUAUUCCAGUGGUCAGCCUCAGGUAGUAUUAUCAGCGAUACGCUUGCCAGUUCAUGGCCUACCUGCAUUGCCUACGUUAUCGACACUCCCCGUUCCACGUCGACAUCUACUUUCAUGUCAUCGAUGCUCUAUGCUUGCUCUAUGUUGUACAAAACGAAACUUCCUCUGAUUAUUGUCUAUAACAAGUGUGAUGUUCAAGACGCCGAGUUUGCCAAGAGAUGGAUGUCUGAUUUUGAAGAAUUUCAGCAGGCAAUUGUACAGGAUGAAGGAACAAGUGCCGAAGGAGCAACCUCCGGAUAUAUGGGAUCGCUUGUUAAUAGCAUGUCUUUGAUGCUGGAAGAAUUCUAUCGACACUUAGAUUUUGUUUCUGUUUCCUCAGUGACCGGUGAAGGAAUGGAUGACUUUUUGAAGGCAGUGGAUUCCAAGGCUCAAGAGUAUGAAAAUGACUAUCUUCCUGAAGUAGAAAGGUUGAGAGAAAUACAGAAACAGGAAAAAGAAAAACAAAAGGAGGUUCAAUUGUCAAAGCUCAUGAAGGAUAUGCAUGUAUCCAAAGAGGACGCUCCCGCCGAGACCAUUUCUGAUGCGGAAGAGGAUGAGUAUGAUGGUGAAUUGAUAGAGCCAGAUGAAGAAGAACCCUCCGAGGAAGCCGCUCAGGAUAUUCUAAGGCAAUAUAGAAUAUCUUUGGGAAUUCCAGAUGACGUUUCUGAUGAAAAAUUACUCGGACUUCUGACGGAAAGAAUGCAAAAGUAAAACUAGAAUUUUGGCCAUUUCGUUUAUUAUUAAAGUAAGAAUUGUUUUCAUUUUGGGUUAUAGGCAAGCAAGAAUUAUUAAUAACAUGAUCAUCAACA